Triticum dicoccoides is the source of this 2074-nucleotide messenger RNA. RefSeq lists its product as uncharacterized. The record is from RefSeq and is a predicted model, not a curated record. Bases 61 to 750 code for a protein of 229 amino acids. NCBI's taxonomy places the organism in Eukaryota, Viridiplantae, Streptophyta, Magnoliopsida, Poales, Poaceae. The transcript is spliced from 6 exons.
CUGAAAAGUAAAAACAGAUCUCUCUUCUCCCCUUCGACCACCUCCUGAUACGAGAAGGCCAUGGAUAUGGAGAUCGCGACUACCGGCGACGAAGAAGUAGACUUCUUGUCGGAUCCAAUGGACAGAUUUCCCCUGCCGGAUCUGGCCGACGAAGAUCUGGUGCUCGCCCAUGGCAGAAGCCAAGCUGUAGUAUGCGAACCUGCUGAAUCCAUCAUUGGCGAGGCGGGGGACGCCGUACUAGCAGUGGAAAAUGACUUGAACAACACAUGUCAGGGGAUUGCCCUCUCUGCGCCAGCCUCCGAGCAAUCUACGGGGAAAGACGACCCUCAAGCCCCUGCCUGGGUGAGAAGGGUGCAACCUGAUGUUUUUGCAGAGUUGGGAGCAAAAGUUUCAGAGUUGAGCUUGUCGGCGGCCGAUUCGCAGCUAUCAACAGGAAAAGAUGACCCGCAAGCCCCCGGGUGGACAAAAAGGGUUCGUAUUGGACGAGCCCCUAUCGAGCGUGCACCUUGUGCUGGAAGAGUGUGUGCCCUUGAAAAAACAUUAAGUGGAUAUGCAGAGAACAAAACUGAUACCAUUGUGGUAUCAGUUGUUGGAUACAACUUCGAUUCAUUGGGAGAAGCAUACGACUUCUACAAUCUAUAUCCGUGGGAAAUUGGUUUCGGAAUAAGAUACGGAAAAAGCAGACUUAAUGUCGAGAGAACCAAAUGUAUGCAGGAGAUAGUGCGUGGAUUCUCGGUGAGUGGAAAUUAAAUUCAUUAUCUCAUUCGUUGGAAUUGCCCUGCCGCGCCAACCUCGAAGCAAUCUACAGGCAAAGACGACCCUCAAGCCUUUGGCUGGACAAAAAGUGUCUGAGUCGGGCAUGCACCCGAUGACAGCCCCCCAUGUGCUGCCAGGAUGAGUGCCCUGGAACAUUAAGAAGAUAUGCAGAAAAGAAAACUGAGACAGUCUGGUUUAUCAGCAGUACCUUCUUCAGAAAAAAUAACCAUCCCUGUGCAGUCUGAUUUAAUCCACUCUGAAUGCCGCACUGUUCGUAUCGGCCAGGCACCUAUCGAGCGUGCAUCCUGCCCUGGUAGAGUAUGUGCACUUGAAAAAACAUUGAGAGGAUACGCACAGAAGAAAAUUGAUACCGUUGUAGUAUCUACUAUCGGAAGCAGCUUUGAUUCGUUGGGAGAGGCAUACGGCUACUACAAUCUAUAUUCAUGGGAGGUUGGAUUCGGAAUAAGAUAUGGAAAGAGUAGGCUCAACAUCGAGAGAACCAAAUGUAUGCAGGAGAUAGUAUGUGGAUACUCGGGCUAACCAAAAAGAGGUAAUACACGGACAUGCCGCUGUGAGUGCCCUGCGAUGAUACAUUUGCUGCGAUCAAAUGACAAUGCUUGGUACAUAAGUGAGCACAGGCUAUCUCACAACCAUUCUUUGACAGGUAAGUGCGGUGAGAAGGUAUACUGGUCUUCCCAUAAACAUAUAGAUAUAUACACAAGACCUUGUGAGACAGCUUAGAGAGAACAAUAUCAGCAUCGGAAAAGGGUACAACAUAAUUGGUAGUUUCUUUGGGUCAAUGAGCAAUGUGCCUUUCACUAAGCGGGCUUUGAGGGGUCGGUGUGGUAAGGACAGCCGGGAUCCGGCGGAUAAUGAUGUCCGAAAAACGAUGGAGAUUUAUAUUGUGGUCAACUGGAGCAAGCAGGAUGCAGUACCAUUACUUCGGAGAAACAAAAGCACGACAUGUCCACGGAGGGUUGACCUCCCUCGAAGAAAAGGAAAGAAGCCAAAUGCUCAAUCUGUGGAGUGGGAAAGCAUUGGAAGAACACCUGCAACAAUCCUAAGAUUGUGUUACAUCUUGCCGAGAAAGCUGCCCAUGAACGAGCUGUAGAAAUGUGAUUAAUCUGUAUAAGCAGCGAGUAUCGCGUUUAUCACUGAAUUUGCACUGUUUCCCCUUGUAUGAUGAGUGAUCAGUAGCCAACGGUGUGAAAUAAAUUAUGUAUUGUCAGCUUAGUAAUUGUGACAAUGUUUCCUCUUGUAUUUGUCUGAACCUCUGAAUUAUGUGGCUAUGUGUUGUUUAAAACUAACUCUCAUGUUA